Molecule: messenger RNA, 546 nt
Organism: Cryptomeria japonica (Japanese cedar)
Lineage: Eukaryota; Viridiplantae; Streptophyta; Pinopsida; Cupressales; Cupressaceae
Product: pentatricopeptide repeat-containing protein At1g03540-like
Exons: 1
Coding region: 1-546 (181 amino acids)
Biological process (GO): RNA modification
Molecular function (GO): RNA binding; protein binding
Source: RefSeq, a predicted model, not a curated record
AUGAAAGGACGAUACAUCGUCUCAUGGAAUAACAUCAUAAACGCAUACCGCAGACAUGGGUUUCCUCAGGAGGCACUCAAAUUGUUUCACCAAAUGCAACGAACAGCUCUCGAACCUAAUCACUUGACUUUUUCCAGCGUACUUUCAGCCUGUGCCAAAAUGGGAGCUUUGAGACUGGGUAAGGAUAUCCAUCACAUAAUGAAAAGGGGGAUUUUCUCAAAUGUCGUAGUUGCAACAGCCCUGAAAGACAUGUACACAAAAUGCGGAAGAGUGCACAAGGCAAUCGUACUGUUUGGCCAAAUGCAACGAACAGGUCUUCAGCUUAAUCAGUUCACCUUUUCCACCGUAGUCUCAGCCUGUGCCGAAAUUGUUGCUUUGAAACGGGGCAUGGACAUCCAUCGAAGCAUAAUGGAAAGUGGGUUUUUCUCAAAUGUUGUAGUUGCAACAGCACUGAUGGACUUUACGCAAAAUGUGGAAGUUCGCACAAGGCACGCAAAGUUUUUGACGAAAUGUUUCAAAGAAAUGACUUCUCAUGGACUGCAAUAA